Molecule: messenger RNA, 843 nt
Organism: Anarrhichthys ocellatus (wolf-eel)
Lineage: Eukaryota; Metazoa; Chordata; Actinopteri; Perciformes; Anarhichadidae
Product: fibrinogen C domain-containing protein 1-like
Exons: 5
Source: RefSeq, a predicted model, not a curated record
GUGUUGUCUGACAGUCACUCAGGUGUGUUGAAGCUGGUUGCAGGUUUCAGUGAAUCUCUGGUGAGCCUCCAGAGGGAGACAGAGAGUCUGAGAAGACUCAGCAGUGACCUGCAGAAGGACUCCACCCACAGAGCUGUCAGACCCAGAGACUGCUCCGAUGUCAUGGCCUCCGGUGUUUCUCAGGACGGAGUUUAUUCAGUGUUUCCGACUCACGAACCCGACGGCUUCUUAGUUUAUUGUGACAUGAAGACUGAUGGAGGAGGCUGGACAGUGAUUCAGAGGAGAGAAGACGGAUCAGUGAACUUCUUCAGAGACUGGAAGGCUUAUAGAGACGGGUUUGGAAAGACUACAGGAGAACACUGGAUAGGUCUCCAGAAGAUCUACUCCCUCACCAGAUCCGGUGGGUAUGAAUUACGGAUCGACAUGUCUGACUUCGACAACGCCACAGCGUUUGCUCGUUACGGUGAAUUCUCCGUUGGUCGAGACUCGGUGAACCCUGAUGAGGACGGGUACCCGCUGGAGGUGGACCAGUACUCAGGGACCGCAGGUGACUCCCUCCUGAAGCAUUCUGGGAUGCAGUUCACCACCAAAGACCGGGACCAGGACCAGUCAGAGAACAACUGUGCAGCCUACUACCAGGGGGCCUGGUGGUACCGUAACUGCCACACCUCCAACCUCAACGGGCAGUACCUGAGAGGAGGCCAUGCCUCCUACGCUGACGGUGUAGAGUGGUCCAGCUGGACGGGCUGGCAGUACUCGCUCAGGUUCACUGAGAUGAAGAUACGACCCAAUACUAAACCUGACCUCUGACCCUUAAACCUGACCCGAUACUAAACCUGAACU